AGCUCGUGGAGCAGCUCCAGGCGGCGAAGCUCCGCCCUCGUGCGCAGCUACAGAGCGUUUAUAUACAAUGUACGAGGCGAGCGCCCGGCUGCAGCAGACGGGCUCGGCGGUUCUCUACGAAGUUUUUACCCCCCAGCAAAACAACAGCACGAAACAAGAUACACUUUUUCUACUUAGUGUCGGAUCACUUUUGGAACUGCACCUUUUUUUUUUCCUCCCUCCUCGUCUCUCCAUUGCUGUUUUCCACUCUUCAGUCGUGGCCAGAUCAGAUAACUUUUUUGAAAAGUUGCUCCCGGUCAGUCUGGGGUCCCGGUUGAUCCUCCAUGAGAGAGCAGCAGCUGCGCCACAAGCUUCAAGAAGAAGACAUGUCUGCAACCAUUCUGUCCGCCUUCUACGACUUCGACAUGUUGUAUAAGCAGGAUAAAAGCCUGAACAUAAAUGCAAUCCAUCUGAACAGCAUGCUGGAUAAAAAGGCGGUGGGCGCCCCGGUUUCCACCUCCAGCACCUCCAGCAGUUGUUCCUACGCACCGGGCUUCUUCCGGAGGAACUCCAUCAGCAGCGCGGACUCUCUGAGCAACAGCAACAAGUUCCCGGCGAAUCCCUACAGCAACCUGAAGGAGAGCAGCUCGGCGAGCGCCACCGCCGCCAUGAAUAAAGAGAACAAGUUCCGCGAUCGCGCCUACAGCGAGACUGGCGAGCGCAGCCAGCAGCUCCAGGUGCUGCAGCAGAAGCCCGGCUCCCAGAUCAACUCGACCCGCUACAAGACGGAGCUGUGCCGGCCGUUCGAGGAGAGCGGCGCGUGCAAGUACGGCGAGAAGUGCCAGUUCGCGCACGGCUACCACGAGCUCAGGAGUCUGUCCCGCCACCCCAAGUACAAGACCGAGCCGUGCCGCACGUUCCACACGAUCGGCUUCUGCCCGUACGGCCCGCGCUGUCACUUCAUCCACAACGCGGACGAGCGCAGGCCCGCGCCCCCCGCCAACGCGAACGUGCAGGGCGAUCCCAAGUCGGCGCGGGAGCUGUGCGCCUUCGCGCAGAGGGAGCGACCCAAGCUGCACCACAGCCUCAGCUUUAACGGCUUCUCGAACCACCACGGACUCGAGGCGGCUUUGCUGGAGAACCCCACGUCCCGCACCCCGCCGCCCGCCUCCUCCUCCUCCUCCUCAUCCUCCUCCUGCUGCUCCUCCUCCUCCUGCUCCAACUCGUCCUGCUCCCCCGGCUUCUACGAGGAGGUGCUGUCGCCCGGCUCAGUGUCCUGCGUGAACGGCGCCUUCUCCUUCCCCGGGCAGGAGCUGAAAAGCCUGCUGGCCCCGCUGGCCGUCCACACGCACGGCGGCUACUGCGGGAACCUGCAGAACGGCGCCUACUACGGGAACCUGCAGAACGCUGGCCAUGUGUGUCCGCCGUCGCCCCCGUACCCCGCGGCGCACCUGCAGGCCCUUCGCCGCCUCUCCGAGUCGCCGGUGUUCGACUCGCCGCCCAGCCCGCCCGACUCGCUGUCGGACCGCGACAGUUACGCUAGCGGCUCCCUCAGCUCCUCCGGCAGCCUCAGCGGCUCCGAGUCCCCGAGCCUGGACGCCGGGAGACGUCUGCCCAUCUUCAGCAGGCUGUCGAUCUCAGACGAAUGACGACGAACUCUUUGGCUGGACUCCUUUUUGUUUGUCUUUCGUUUGUUUGUUUAUUUUGUUCUGCAACAGAGGGACGGGAAGGACGCGAGAUUCCGGCGGUCGGCACUAUCGUCUCCCCGACGACCACCUGCAACUGUUAAUAACGAUCAAAGUAGAAACGCAGCCAGAUCUCUUAAUAAAAGCGCACCGGGGAACAGAGAAUCCUAUCCUUGACAUGGCAUUAGUCUGUUUUCUGUAACGUUAGCUGUGUGUACGCAGUAGACAUCAAACAGAAGGCAUUCCAUCUGUGACUUAAACUUUUUACAGUUGAAAUUGACGGCAAACUACACUCUCCACAAACAAGAUUGUGGGGCAAGAUCGAUAUCUUCCUCCUUUUAGACGAAGAGACUAAGCGGUUUUUAAAUUGAAAGAAAGAAAGAAAGAAAGAAAAAGAAAAAAAAAAAAAAAAAAAAAAUCCAUCCUGCCAAGAAUAUGCCUUGACAAUGUUCUUCAAAGUUUUGAGUUUUUACAACAGCUUAAGAAUUUUCCAUUCCGAAACGUUGACGUAUGACAGCGCCACCCAGUGGCUUGUUUGGUUCGUCGAGUUAGUUGCAGUUGGAAGCACUCAGUUUGUUUGGUUUGUUUGUUUGGGAAAUCACUGCUGAUGAUGGUUGAAUAUAUUUUUUUAGCUAUUUUGAGUGAUCACAUAGCAGUGCCUAACUUGCUAUGAACUAUUUAACUUAUUUAUUAUCUUGUGAAAAAGUAUAGGCUACAUUGGUAAUUUCCUUUUUUGUGUCCAUACUGUAUUUAUCGAGUAUGAUGAAGCAAUAGAUCUAUAUUCUUUUAUGUUUAAAUUAUGAUCGCCAUUAUUAAUCUGCAUAAAGUGGAGUGUAUGUUCUUUUCACAGUAAUAUAUAUUGUUUUGUAACUUCACUUGGUUAUUUUAUUGUAAAUGAGUUAAAAUCUUAAUUUAAGAGAUUGUAUGUGAUAUUUAUUUCAUUAAUUUUUCCUUGUUUACGUUUAUUAAAAAGUUUGCUUGAUUGCGAUUUGUUUGGAGGUCGAGUGUCAAUGCUGUGGAAGGUGUUUUUUUUUUUUUUGAGAAUCCCUCUAGGCAUUUCUGUAGAAUGUAUAAAAGAUUUUUAGGCCGUCCAAACAGCUAGCCUUAAGCUUUUCAAAAGAUCAGACUUCAGUGACAAAGAACCCAAGUAAAUAAAUUAACCAAAAAAGUAUUUUUUUUUGCACGUGGUCCACACUGUGAUUCCAGCCACGUGCUAGAGAAUGUAGCAGUCCCUUGUACCCCAGUGUUAUUGUUUAGUGCCUACAGGGGUCCAUCUUUCAUGCCUUAAGAUUAACCAAAUAAAGUAUUUUCAUACAUGUAUAUUUCUAAACCAGUUGAAUUGAAUGUAGUGUUGGGUUUGAAUUACUAUUUACCAGGUUGUUACCACUUUUGACUUAAUAUCCUGGAGCAACAGUUAGCUGGCUUUUUUUUUUCUGCUACUGUUGUUGUUUGUUUGCUAUUUUUCUAGUUAUAAUUUUGUACUUUUUCUUUAGCAAUUUAAAAUGGUCUGAAUCUUCCAAACUUGCUGGACGGGGGAGUGAUUGAACACAUUUUGUUUGUACAUAGUAGGUACACAGGAUGCGCACUAUGUACUUUUUGACUACUUUUAUCAGAAGUAAAGCUUUUUGAAUGUAACUAAAAACGGACAAAAAGACAUGAGUUGUAUUAUAAAUAUUUUGGGGAGUCAGUUCACUACAAAUUAAGUG
Scleropages formosus (Asian bonytongue) is the source of this 3370-nucleotide messenger RNA. RefSeq names its product mRNA decay activator protein ZFP36L2-A-like. The transcript has 2 exons. The record is from RefSeq and is a predicted model, not a curated record. Bases 324 to 1628 code for a protein of 434 amino acids. Lineage: Eukaryota; Metazoa; Chordata; Actinopteri; Osteoglossiformes; Osteoglossidae. Gene Ontology annotation, molecular function: metal ion binding; mRNA binding.